GUAAAAAAGCUCCCUUCUUCUAAUCGAUCUCUGCAGUCCUCAAUGGAAGCUUCACCUUUCUCUUCCGUUGCUUCCCGCCAUCUCUCUGCUACUUCACCUUCACUUCCAUUUUGCCGAAACCUCUCAAAUUCAAAAUUCUCUAGAAAGCCAACAGGCGCUUGUUCUUCUUCUUCUUGGACCGGCUCGACUCACUCUGUCUUGUUCUCUUCAAGAAAUUCAUUCACUAGAGAGGUGUGGGGAGUGAUCAACUCCAAGAGCAUUGUUACGGUUAAAAGAGAAAUGCGUGGUGUGAUUAGAGCUGAGAUGUUCGGGCAACUCACCAGUGGACUUGAGGCAGCUUGGAACAAACUCAAAGGAGAAGAGGUCUUGACCAAGGAGAAUAUUGUGGAGCCUAUGAUAGACAUCAGGAGAGCUCUUUUAGAAGCAGAUAUAAGUUUGUCCAAGCUGUUGGUGUUGGCUGAAUUCAAGGAGUCUAACAUAUCACUACAUGUUGACCUUCACUCUUCCACUUUAGGGGCACCGAGACUAGAUUGUACAUAA
Ilex paraguariensis (yerba mate) is the source of this 540-nucleotide messenger RNA. The record is from the annotation of a GenBank genome assembly. Lineage: Eukaryota; Viridiplantae; Streptophyta; Magnoliopsida; Aquifoliales; Aquifoliaceae.